AUGACGGAGAAAGCAAGCUUUCUGGAAGCAUACUCUCCGUGGCCCUCACGGAGUACCACCCCAAAGCCCGCUGCUACUGGCCAGGAGAAGAAGGUAGCGAAGGACGAUAGCAGUGUACCCUCCAAAAGCAGCCAGACUCUUCAAGAUCACGCCACAACCCACCGAUACUAUCCUAGCUCAAAGGACUAUCCGAGAGAUUGUCCAAGACUAAACACGAGGUGGUUCUACGCAACUGAUGCACCUAAAGCGAAAGCCCAGUAUGCAAAUACAUCAAAGGAUCACGAGACGCUACCAAAGCCCAAGAAAUAUUCCGCAUUCUCCUAUCGAGACUCCUACGCAAUAGAAAAGGCUUUCUCUGAUUUGGUGGAAAAAGAAGCUCUCGAGCGCAGUAAAACGGCAAAUGAUGCUGCCGAGCUGGGCCAUAAACGCAGCCAAUCCCUAGCGGAUGUGGACUUGGGUGAACAAGGUAAUGACAUAGGGCCGACAACUUCGAGCAAUGAAGCUUCUAUAAAGGUUCCGGUCAAUGAAGACUUUUUAUUUGAUGUUGACAUCAAGAAACGAGAACUGGGCCCGGCGUACUGGCUUGGUCCAAUUUAUGGUGUUCGCAGAGGAAGUUGGUUCUAUCAAGAAGGAUCAAAUUUAAGGCCUUGCGACGAAAACCUUGCGGGCCAGCUUGAGCAAGGCUAUUUAAAAGUAAAGCCCUGGCAAAAUCCGCCUGAUGGAAAGCAGUCCAGAGAACCCUCACCAAAGCCAAAGCCAGGGUCAGAGCAAGCGGACUCGCCGGAAAAGGACAACAUAGAUGGGAGCUCUCCCAAAUGCGUGACAGAUGGAAAGAAGGAGGAGCUGCCGGUUACCAAAAAGUUCGAAUUGCAGACGCAACGUCUGUUUGGUUCGUACAUGAACUCAGUCGUAACGUAUCAGGAUGGUAUGACAGCAUGGCUUCUUACCGAUGACUUUCUCUCUCGAAUGAGUAGCACGGUCUACCAAAGAUUUGCAGGCGGCGGACAUCUAGGAGGCGUAAAGGUAGUCCGAGGCUUUAAAGAAACCAGCAAGGGAAAGGACGGGAAGAAAGAUGAAGAAGAUUCGAAAAGAAAAUCAGCGGUACCCGAAGAUACAGAACCUACCCCUGAAACUUCCGAAGCGGACAAGGAAGACCCUUCAAUUCUUAAGCUGGAGAAGCAAAUGUCAAAUUUAGAUCCCGAACAGCAAGAAGCGGAGGCUCGUCAACGGGACGAAGCCGAGAUCAAGGACGGUUAUAAGCAAGCAGAAGGAGAGGAUCAAGAACGCGAGAUCGAGCAUCUUGUCCUGGUGACUCACGGCAUAGGGCAGAAAUUGGGCAUGAGACUUGAAAUGUUGAACUUCAUUGCGGACGUAAAUACGUUGCGGAAGAAUAUCAAAGCAGUCUAUGGAGCAUCACCUGACCUUCAACUUCUUAACUCAGAAAUGGAAAAGCCAGAAAAUAGUCGUAUCCAGGUACUCCCAAUUGUCUGGCGUCAUCUUCUAGACUUCCCGAAACAGAGUUACAAGAGCAAUCGAGAACAGGACCUUGCGGAUACAACCGAGGAAGAUGAGUACCCUAGUCUGGAGAACAUCACGCUUGAACCUCCCACUAUAAUCCGAACAGCAAUCAGAGAUCUGGGGUUAGACAUUUUGAUGUAUCAAAGCGCCUAUCGUGAGCAUAUCUCAGAAAUCGUCGUGCGUGAAUGCAACCGAGUCUACGAUAGCUUCAAACAGCGAAACCCAGAAUUUCGCGGGAAGGUCAGCCUCUUGGGACAUUCACUGGGCUCGGCAAUUCUCUUCGAUGUACUCUGUCACCAAAAAGAUCCAAAUCAGACCGCCUCUCGCUCUCGGAAUUCUUCCUUAAACAAGCGAACUUCCAGCAUGACCAGCUCUAGCCUCGAGCUCAAUUUCGAAGUUGAGGAUUACUACUGCCUUGGAUCACCCUUGGGUCUCUAUCAAAUGCUCAAUGGCCGCAAGAUCGUUGGCCGUCGACCUUUGCAAAGUCCGAUCAAAUCCAACUCACCCCUAACAGACGACCCAUUCCUGGCCGCAACAUCUACGGAUCCGACAACUACUUCCUCCAAUUCCUUCGCCAUAAGCGCCUCCUCUCCCAAGUGCGCGCAACUCUUCAACAUCUUCCAUCCUGCUGACCCGAUCGCCUACCGUAUCGAGCCCCUCAUUUCCACAGCUAUGGCGGAACUAAAACCUCAGCCACUUCCCUAUACCAAGCGCGGCAUCCUCGACAUCCAGGGUCAAGGCCUCUCUGCUCUUGGUAAUCGUGUUGGCCAAAGCGUCUCUGGCCUCUGGUCGUCUGUGACUAGCGGCAUGGCAUCCUCGCUGCUGAAUCGCACGCUAGGUCUACCACCGGAUGCCCAAACACAGGCCGCGGUGGCUGCGACGCCUGUAAUUCAAACGAAACCCGACGCUAAAGUCACAGGCUCCGAACAGGGCAAAGCGGAAGAAGAGGCGCAUGAGCCGCCUCCGACGCUGAUUGACGAGGAGCUUGAAACUCUGUACGCAGGCUUUGAGAAGUCAAGGAAGCUGACGCAAAGCGAUGAGUCCCGCGAUCUAGGUGAGAGCUCUCAGUGGGCAGAGGCUGAGCAGAAGGCGAAGAGAUUAAAGAGGGAGGAGGCGAAGGUUCGGGCGCUGAAUUCGAAUGGGAGGGUGGAUUUUUCUAUACAGCCGGGUAUGUUCGACAUGACGAACCCGAUGGCGAGUAUAGCGUCUCAUCUAUCUUACUGGAGCGACGAGGAUGUGAGUCACUUCAUGGUUUCCCAGCUAUUGAGUCGACAGCGGGUGUUGAAGCGAUGA
Molecule: messenger RNA, 2811 nt
Organism: Bacidia gigantensis
Lineage: Eukaryota; Fungi; Ascomycota; Lecanoromycetes; Lecanorales; Ramalinaceae
Exons: 2
Coding region: 1-2811 (936 amino acids)
Cellular component (GO): cytoplasm
Molecular function (GO): glycerophospholipase activity; metal ion binding
Source: RefSeq, a predicted model, not a curated record